AUGAUAACCGACAUACAGCUGUCUGUCUUCGCAAACAUCUUGGGUGUUUCGUUAUUCCUGUUGGUCGUCUUAUAUCACUACAUUGCAGCCAACUAUUCUAAGUCAUCUUCUUGAAUCGGCACACUAUGCAAAAAACAGUGCCUCGUCAUGAGAAGGUCCAGCACGAAGGUGGUGAUAAAGACAAGUUUUAUUUAAGUUAAGAUUGUUCUUUUGUAAAAAAUCAUAAAAUGAAAAUUAAAUCAUGUAAUUAAUAAACUA
Macrosteles quadrilineatus (aster leafhopper) is the source of this 258-nucleotide messenger RNA. Its product is annotated as dolichyl-diphosphooligosaccharide--protein glycosyltransferase subunit 4. Bases 1 to 114 code for a protein of 37 amino acids. NCBI's taxonomy places the organism in Eukaryota, Metazoa, Arthropoda, Insecta, Hemiptera, Cicadellidae. Gene Ontology annotation, cellular component: oligosaccharyltransferase complex. The transcript has 2 exons. The record is from RefSeq and is a predicted model, not a curated record.